GGAGAGACACAAAGGGCGCCGCCGCCGCCGCCGCCGCCGCGACUUGCGAGGAGGAAUCCCAAGGGAAUCAACCUGAGGUCCCUGCGGGAGGAGAGCAGCAGCGAUCUCCCAAGAGGCAGCUCUUCCCCGUUCCUUCUCCCGCUCCCCACCAGCAGCCUGGGCGAUGUAGACCAAGCCCCAGUGAAGGCACCAUCUACGAGGAAGAGGAGACAAAGGGGGACUCUGCAGCCAAAGUGAUUGUGAGAGGGAAGAAGAGGAAGGUCUCUAGGACAGCCAGGGGAAAGCCCACCCCCUGCUCCCCCUCCCCUUCCCUCUUUCGCCUUGGCCAGCAGCACAAACCCACCGAGUCCUCCAGCUGUUGCCACCUCCCAGCUGUUGGCUGCUGCCUUUUGAUGCAAUGGGGAAUAGCUUCUCCAGCAUCCCAGCGCUGCCCAGGGGCAACCCCAGCCGCUUCCACAGGGUCCAUCAUCAGCACCUCAAAGACUCUGUAGGUGGACCAUUUCCUGCUUCCUCUCACCGAUGCCACCACAAGCAAAAGCACUGUCUGCCCAUCCCACAGUGUGGAGCUCUCUCAAUCAGCCCACUGCUGUUCCACCCCCAUACCAAGGGGUCACAGAUCAUCAUGGACACCACACAGAAGGCAGUCAAGCGGCAGGCUAGCUUCUGUAAUGCCAUCACCUUCAGCAACAGGGCAGUAGUAAUCUAUGAGCAAGUCAGACUCAAGAUCACAAAGAAGCAGUGCUGUUGGAGUGGGGCUCUUCGCCUUGGAUUUACCUCCAAGGACCCCUCUAGGAUUAACCCAGAAACCCUCCCCAAGUAUGCAUGUCCAGACCUAGUUUCUCAGAGUGGAUUCUGGGCCAAGGCCCUCCCAGAAGAGUUUGCAAAUGAAGGAAACAUCAUAGCAUUCUGGGUUGACAAAAAGGGACGUGUAUUUUAUCGGGUUAAUGACUCUGCUGCCAUGUUGUUCUUCAGUGGGGUGAGGACCACCGAACCAUUGUGGGCUUUGAUUGAUGUGUAUGGACUCACACGUGGAGUGCAGCUACUAGACAGUGAAAUUAUUCCUCCGGAUUGUCUCCGUCCAAGAUCCUUCACGGCUAUCCGCCGGCCCUCAUUGCGCAGGGAGACCGAGGACACCCGGCUGUCUGUGAGCCUUUGCGACCUCAACCUCCAGGAGGAGAACUUCCAUGUCAUGGCUGCCAUGUGUCCCAUUCCACAGAACUCCCUCAACUCUCAACAUUCCCACCUUCUCCCAUCCCAGCUUGAAAGUGACCUCCGUUUCCAUCAGCUCAGGGGAGCCCAUAUUAAAAUCCUAGAUGACCAGACAGUGGCCCGUCUGGAGCAUGCUCGGGAAGAGAGAACUUUGGUUUUCACCAGCAGGCCCCUUAGAAUCAAUGAGACUAUAUUUGUCAAAAUUAAUAAAUCCAAUACUUCGCGUCCUGGGACACUCUCUUAUGGGGUGACCACUUGCGAUCCUAGCACCUUGAGGCCCAGCGACCUUCCUUAUAAUCCAGAGUCUUUGGUUGAUCGAAAAGAGUUCUGGGCAGUUUGCAGAGUUCUGGUGCCUCUCCAGAGUGGAGACAUUUUGGGAUUCAUGGUGAAUUCAGAAGGUGAACUGCAUUUGAGCCACAAUGGAGCAAACGCUGGCAUGCAGGUGUGCGUGGACUGCUCCCAACCACUGUGGAUGUUCUUUGGUUUACAUGGAGCAGUGAUGCAAAUCCGUGUUCUGGGUUCUACACUCAUGGCUGAGCGACUGGGCCCAUCUGCACCAAGCUCGCCCAUCUCAUCUCCAAACUCGCCCUCCAUCCUCUGUAGUGGUGCUUCUGAUCCCAUUUUGAGUAUGUGCGGGUCUGGCCCACUUGGCAGCUCAAUCAGUGGCACAACUCCAAACUCUCCAGUCAGCAUGCCAGAGUCCCCUCUUUCCCCCUCCAUCUCAGGGUCCUGGAAUGAUGAGUGCACCAUCUGCUAUGAGAACAUGGUGGACACCGUGAUUUACUCCUGUGGACAUAUGUGUCUGUGCUACACAUGCGGGCUCAAACUCAAGAAGAUGGCCAACGCCUGUUGUCCUAUCUGUAGACGUGCCAUCAAGGACAUCAUCAAGACCUAUCGCAGCACUUAGAGCAACAUGGCAGAAAGGGUAGGGGCUAGGGAGAUGCUCUUUUAUGAAAACUGAAACAGACCAGGGUAGGUGGGAAGGGGUUGUUCAAGUUGCCAGUUUCCCCAUCCUUCCCUGUGUAGCUAACUCUGAAUGUUGCUACAUGUGGGCAAAUCCUAGAAAUCUGAAGUCUAAGUAUUUAUUUCUUCCUUGGCAUCUAGCAAAGAGUUACUGCCAACACUUUGAUGUGCAGCCAGCAAGAAAGGUCGAAUCUCAUGGUUCCUCUAUUCCUGGAUCCACCUCCACUCAGCCACUUUCCCUGCUUCCCCCCCCUAGUUGAACACUGCAAGGAUCAAAUGAGGGAGGGAUGCAAAAUUACCAACUUUCCUUGGACAUGUUAGCUGUUUCAUUUUGUCAAUAAAGUCAACAUUUUGGAAAUUAAGUGGAGUAGAAAAGAAACAAGUCAAAGGAACAGUAGAACCACUUACUGGAGGAGAGGACCCCUCCCCACAGAAAUAUCCCUUGCACGUUUCUAUUCAGACUGGAAGAAACCGUCGCUGCCAGCUUUCCUAGUGGCCACAAAUGCACAUCAGUGGCAGCUGGAUCUGAAGGCAUAUGCUGGUUCUAAGAGAGGUGAUCCUUGGGUGCUUUUUCUUGUGCUAUGCUGCACACAGGAGGCUCACUGCUAACUGACAGCCUUCAUAUUCUACUUUCUACAAACGCUCUCUACCUUUGCACUCCAGUCAUGGCCCCACCCUUGGAAGCAGCUGCUCCUAGUGCUACAACACGAGACUGCAUCUUUGUUCAGCAUUUCCCCCUCUGAUUUGCUUUCUCAGCCCCUUCCCCUUUUAGCAUUGCACCAGGAGGCUGUUUUCAAUGGCCGAAGGGGUGCCUUCACACCUGUUUUCUACAAAUGAUGGGGCACAUUAUAGAAGCCAUAAGGAAGAAGGCACACAAGGGCCUUUUAUCAGGACACUGAACAUCUGUCUCAGCUUUUAAGGAAAGUAAAACCAUCAGUUAUUUGAGAACUUGUGGCCAAGCUGAAUGUGUGACACCGACCUACAUCUAGUUUUGUUAUCAAGACAAAGAGACCAGAAGCUUACUUUUAAAAAUUUGUUUAUUUGGUUUUAUGAAGGAUUUUUAAAGCAUUCUUCCCAACAUGUGAAGGACAAUGGUUUUGGCCUUCCUUGCUCCCACCACUGUGAAUCUGCCUGGUGUGACUGAAUUCUUUGUAUUUCCCUCCAUGCAUUGUUGCAACAGAUUGUGCCAUGCUGGAAAAGCAUAAGGCCUCAUUCUUCAACAGUCAACUGUUUUCUCUGCUCCAGCUGACAAAUCUCAAACAAGUCAGAAACUGCAAUCAUAUCAUCACUUGGCUACAAGUGGACUGACCACUCUUGAAAUGCCACAGGGUAUGCCCAGCUGGGGGAAGGCCACAGCUCAUCUUACCAUUCUCUGCUUCCUGAUGUGGACACCAGGGUGGUAGUAGGAAAAACGGUAGAUUAAGAGAGAGCGCUCUGAAAGGGAUGGUGGGUUACUGAUGGCUGAGACUUUAAUUUCCCUGCACAAAAGGUGUUUUCCUUCAUUCUCACCAAAGUCACACCAUGCUAAAUGUAUAGCAUUGGGGUUCCAUUGUGAUGAGCAACUCAUAGCAGGAGAAGGUAGAAAGCCCUUGAAUCCAGCUGUCCAUAGGAAAUGAGAGGACUGGGGCACAGCAGUUCUAAAAGACCCAAUUCCCUGUAAACACCUAACAGUUGCUGCCUGUAAGGGAAAAGGAGGAGACUCUUGUUUGAUGUACGUCCUGUCUGGUAAAACUCUUGAAUCGCACUGGUCCUCCUUCUAGUACUUGCAGUCUGAGCACUUGGGAUGCUUCAACCUGUGGGGCCCCCAUUUAAUUCACAGUUUACAGCAGGGAUGGGGAACCUGUAGCUCUCUAGUUGCUGUUCAGCUGCCAUCAGCCUCAGCAAGCACAACCAAGGGGAAGAGAUUAUGGGAGCUAUAAUCCAACACUACCUGGAAAACCACAGCUUCCCUGUCCCUGUGUUAUAGGGAUCAGCUGGACCACAUCAGUGACAUCUCCCUCACAAAGGCAUUGUUCAAAAGAACUCUCUUUCUCCCUGCCACCACCCCAUCUAGGCAUUCCCAGUCCCAUACUGCCAGCUUGCCUGCAGCAUUCAUGAAACAAUCAUCUGUAAAGGCAUUACGGUGUACGAUCCUAAGAGCAAUGCCACCUCUUGCAGUUUACUGUCGACAUUGCUGGAUGUGCAGCAAACCCUUCAGGUAAAAUUGCCUCUUUGGGCACAUGACCAUCUGGGCCUGUACUGUUCAAAUGAAAAUCCUGUCUGGUUUGGCCCUCAGCCUAUGCUGACUUGGUCUUGUACCACCAUUGCAUGUAUUGGAUUCAAGUGCUGGAAUGUUACUGCAAAUGCCACUUUGGAAAUUUGCACAAAGCCAACUCAGCACUGGCCAGGAGCCAACAAGCACUUCCGCAGUGGUUGUCAGUCCAAGUAGACUCUUAUUGAGGUGAUGGAUGUUGUGCAGUGUGAUAGGUGCCAUGCAGUUCUGGGAAAAACUACACAGGCGGAUUGUAACAAACCCUUCCAUGAAGGAAGCCUGUGUCUGGCUUGGUCAGAAACCAAAAACAGAAGCUUCAGUUCCUAAGAGUUUGCUCACACCAGUCUUGUCCCUGCAAAAUUAGCAGCUUCUUCUGCCUCCCUCUUCCUAUAAAAAAACUCCCCACAAACCACCACUGUGUCUUGCUUUGUCUUCCCAUCUCUGUGAGAUUAUUACUAAUUUCAUUUGUUGGUCGACUCAUACCCGACGGUCUCCAGUGGAUUUACAACAGAUUUAAAAAACAUACAGUAUAACACAAAUUUAAAGACAUAUAACAUAAAAACUUAAAACCCAAAUGAAAGAACCUCUGUGCUGGCUAAUUACACUCUAAUCUCUAUCAACAACUUCCCAUCUCACUAGUAACUUGCAUCUGACAUGCCUCAGUGUCAAGCACUUGCAAAGCCUUUUUUAAAUGUUAGCACAAAGGCUCAAACUCCCUAUCUAUAAUUUAAGAGGCCCAGAUGUAGCAGGGACAGCUAUACAACUUGUCUUUGCCUUUGGCAAGCAGGACAUUGAAGGUUAAUUUUAUGCCAUUCAGCUCAGGAGCCCUUUCCUCCUAUGGCACUAUAAAACCACCAGAUCUGGCAAGGCCAUUCAGAACAGAUAUCAGUCUCCCAUUGAGUUCAUUGCAUCUGUUCCAAUGGAAGUUGGCUCAGGAGCACCCCUGGCAUUAUCUUAUUGAUACUCUAUAGCAGAGAUGGGGACCCUAUGGCCUUUCAGAAGUUGUUGGACUUAUAUCAGCCCUAGCAAGCAUGUCCAAUGGUCAGGGAUGGUGGGAACUAUAGUCUAGCAACAUCUAGGGCCACAGGUUCCCUAUCCUUGUCCAGUGGACAUAAGUAGAUAGGAGAAUUACAAACUGAGGCUGCAGUCAUAUGCUCACUUACUUUGAGUUCUACUGAGAUUUACUUGGAGUUGUCAUAGCUUGGAACAUGCAGUGUGUGUUCUGCCAAGUUCCACAGGGACUAGUUACACUAUAAAAAUUACAUGCCACAAAAUAACAUUUAUAUCAGCAAUUGGGCAAUGCAAAAUAGUAAAACAGCAACAUAGCAAAGAGAUAGGCAUGGUAUUAUCUGGAGGUUUCAUGCAAAACACAUUCACCCUGAAUGUGAUCUGGUUCUGGUUCUUUGUGAACAAGGAACUCCUUUCCCCAGAAUAGCUUGCUCAGUUAUCUGAAUGAAGGAAAUAGAUCUGCGUGUGCAUUUCCUUCCCAAUGCAGAUUUGUUCUCUCUGCUUAGCUGAAUGUGGCAGUCUACAGGGAUAGGAGCCUCACAUGUAGGGCUUUGGAUCAAUGUGUUUGUGGCUCCCACAUGGUAUCUACAGUCAGAAGUAAAGACUUGCAUUGUUGCAUCCAAGAUACCGGUGGUGAUAGAAAAUACCAUCAUUCAUUUUUAAUAUUUUUAUUAUAGAAUAGCCAUAGUGGUGGGAGGGGUGCAAUGCAAUUGUUAAUAAAUAGAGAAAGUGUAAGAUAGCCAGAAGCUUAAAGUACUGUAGCAACAAGAGCAUAUCCUGGACUCACCAGAUUUUGCCCAUCAUUAUUUACAUUGCCCUAGAAUGUAUUUUAAUAUGAGAAGGUGCUUUGGGAAACUUCAGCCCAGAGCUUAAUCUUCUUGGCCACUAUGCCAUAGAAACUAGCAGCUUAUCUUAAAUGAUGGAUUUAUAGUUAAAAUGCUGUGUAUAGUUGAUGCUGCCAUCAUGCAUGGGAAAAAUAUUGGCUCUAGAAAAGAUAUUUGCUAAAAAUGCAUUUAUUAAUAAUAUCCCUUUUGGUAUUACUGCUACAGGGAGCAUGCUCCUUAUUUUACAUAAAACUGUGGCUAGUAAAAUUACACUGCACACAUAUCUUAAAAGCAAGGGGUGUGGUUUUCAAUUCAUUUUCACUGUUGAAGCUUCCUUUGUUAGGUUUUCCACCUGUUUUGAUAGCAUUCAUUUGUUUUCCCAUUGAUUUCAGUGGAAGACCCAGGUAGUCUUCUGUUCUAAUUUGGAUGCUUUCCAUCCAAAUGGCCAUGACAUUUACUACCUCCCCAGGGCAUUAGAUCUACCAAAUGGGCCCCCAUUUUAUAGGCUUUUUAAAAGGUGCAUGGGCCCAGCCUAACUGCUCUCUGUACUAAAUACAGAGCUUUCUACUCUGGUGGUUUCACUGGUAUCUCUUUUUCCCCCUCCCUGUGACAUUUCUGUGAACUAUACAUAGAGUUCUAGCCUAUUUCUUCAAUGUAAAACCAAUGCCUCCAAAACAAAGCAGUUAAAAACAAAAUAAUGAACAACUUUUUUGUUUCUAAAACAAUUUAUUUGGACAAGUGCAUACUCUUACCUAGAAGGCUAAAGGUAUUCAAUUUCAGAGUAGAUGGGUCUUAAUUCAGAAGUGCAUGUGAACCAUGAUGGGCUACAUGCACAGCUACAUUCAGCUGGGUACCUAGAGAAGUAAACUGUGGUUGCCUAGAUCAUUUAUUGGAAUGAAUGAAUCCAGCCUUCAUCUUUCAGUUUCUUUCCUCAAAAAAUUGAGAUUGCAGCUGUAAAAUUGACUGGGCGAGAGGAAGUACGUUUACAGCCCUGAAUGUAAGGAUCUUAAAGGUGAGCCAUACUUAUAGUAUCCUCUUGUGCACACAUGGACUGCUGCUGCUGCUGCUGGAUUGGGCUCUUGUCUAAAAUGCUGUAUUCCUCAUACUAAUGAAGUUGUUCCCAUGAUGUGUUGAAGUAGGGGUAAGAGACUUUUACGGAUUGGGCUGCUGUGAUCCACUUUUUUAUCAUUAUUUUUUUCCUUAAAUAUUAAUGGGUGGGAACGUUUGCAAGUCAAUAAAAAAAGUAUCAUUCACAGCCUUUUCAUGUUUGCAGAAUGCAGCUCCUGCAACAUUUCCAACACCUUGGUAAAUGGAAAUGGACUGCCUUCAAGUCGAUCCCGACUUAUGGCGACCCUAUGAAUAGGGUUUUCAUGGUAAAUAGUAUUCAGAGAGGAUUUACCAUUGCCUCUCUCUGAGGCUGAGAGGCAGUGACUGGCCCAAGGUCACCCAGUGAGCUUCAUCAAAACAAAUAAUGUGUCCACAUUCUGUCCUUUCUCCUUCUCCUUCACCUUCACCUAAUAAAGGAUUUGUCUUGACAGAAGGAUGAUGUGUUCCUGUGGUGCUGCUAAUUUGAAGGAACUGCAUUCUGAAACCAUAAUAUGUAGGCGGUGAUGGAAGGAAAUCUUUUUGCUUCAGUUUGAAAACAUGCCCACCCUUUUAGCCUUUCACAGGAACAACAAAACUUAAUCUGCUCUAGUGAGAAAAACUGGAUAGAAGUGAAUCAAAAAGAACCUCACAGUAUACAAAUGUCAGAAAGAGGGACGAAGUCCAUGCUAAAGGAGUACAUCAUUAUCUGCACUGCUUCUCUGUGGCAACUGAAAAAAAAAACUUCAGAAACACAAAGUAGGAAACAUGUACUGAUGUAAAGGCCUUAGGGUGUGUCAAGCUCCUUGCCAGCAGCAUGCUAUUUCUUUUGUCCAAGAUAAAAGGGACAAGACAGGCACCAAGGCCCGAUUCACAAAUGCUCACACAACAGUUUGAACAGAAAAACAGAACUGUGUUGAUGCCAGCUUUGACUUGUUUAGGGUUGUGCACACAUAUACCUGAGCCAGAUAGUCAGCACUCCCCACAAGGUAGCCUCUUCUUCCUUAUUCCCAGCAGCAUUUACAUAUGCAAGAUCAAAGCCAAAAGGCCAAUCCAUACACAAAAACUUGUUUGCUCAUACAGAAAUGUGAGGAUGGCAUUUGGG
This is a messenger RNA of Rhineura floridana, 8443 nucleotides long. It is a transcript of the gene NEURL1, whose product is annotated as neuralized E3 ubiquitin protein ligase 1. Lineage: Eukaryota; Metazoa; Chordata; Lepidosauria; Squamata; Rhineuridae. The transcript is spliced from 6 exons. Gene Ontology annotation, molecular function: ubiquitin protein ligase activity. Gene Ontology annotation, cellular component: plasma membrane; postsynaptic density. Gene Ontology annotation, biological process: negative regulation of Notch signaling pathway; nervous system development. Bases 398 to 2116 code for a protein of 572 amino acids. The record is from RefSeq and is a predicted model, not a curated record.